Messenger RNA from Pectinophora gossypiella (pink bollworm), 3749 nucleotides. RefSeq names its product tyrosine-protein kinase CSK-like (gene Csk). Bases 328 to 2082 code for a protein of 584 amino acids. Gene Ontology annotation, molecular function: protein tyrosine kinase activity; ATP binding. The record is from RefSeq and is a predicted model, not a curated record. Lineage: Eukaryota; Metazoa; Arthropoda; Insecta; Lepidoptera; Gelechiidae. Gene Ontology annotation, biological process: protein phosphorylation. The transcript has 16 exons.
AGAUCGGCAGCGGCUGACAGUCAGCGACAGGCGACCGCGUCGUCAACACGCCCGCGUGUCGACUCGAUCGGAGUACCAUGUUGCAGUGCUAGUCACCUCACAGUGUAAACAAACAAAGAAACCACCCGCGGCGGUUGACUCACUCCUGAAAAACGUCACGUGUAAACAACUCUCUCUAGUGUUGUGUACGCAUUUUAAGCACAAUUCAUAUUGGUGACAAGUGAGACUUUGAUCUUUGUGUUUCAUAGAAGAGUUCUAAAAAAAUUGGAUAUGUUUUUCGUAAAGUUACAGUGAAUGAUGAGGAGUAAGCCGUGCUAGGUGGGCGAGAUGAAUUCGGACGUGCACCGUCACCAGGCUCACCCACCGCUUGCACAGCACGGCCCGCACGGCGGCGGCAGCGGGCCGUGCGGCUGGUACUCAGCGUCGGCGGCGCCCGCGCCUACCGCGCCCGCCCGCCUCAAGCGCGCGCAGCCGCCGCACCACCUGCCGUCCGGAGGUGGAGUGAGCAGUAAUGGGCCGCACGCGCCUCUCUCGCCCACCGCAUUGCAGAACUCGGUUCCGCACAAUAACGUGAUGUCGUCAUCGGUGCGUGCGCCCGCGCCGGUCGGCCCCGCUCCCUCCGCGAUGCACACGUCGCAAACCUCCAAUGCGGUGGCAGCGAAGGGCCCUAGUGAUGUGCUGGUGAAUUCGUCAGCUCAGAACCCUCCGCCCGCGGGCAACAGGCUUGUCAACAUGACGCAGUGGCCAUGGCACCACGGCGCGAUAUCCCGGGAGCGCGCGGAGGCCCUGCUGUCGGGGUCCCCAGACGGCGUGUUCCUGGUGCGCGAAAGCACCAACUUCCCCGGCGACCAUACGCUCUGCGUGCGCUACCGGGGACACGUGGAGCACUACCGAGUAAAAUGGGCGUCAGCGCCAGAUAGCCAAAACCAACGUCUCACUAUAGACGACGAAGAAUUCUUCGACAAUAUGACUGAUUUAAUACAUCACUACCUUCAAGACGCAGAUGGUCUGUGCACGAAGCUAGUGCGGUGCUUGCCCAAAGCGACUCCCAACGGUGCCAACAACAACGGCGCUCAUCAGCCGCCGUACCCGCCUCAUCCACAGCAACCGCCGCCGUACCCGCCGACGCCGAGCGUGCCCAGCUCGCUGAGCCACUUCCAGCCGACGUACUCCACGCAGGUGCCGCCCUCCAUAGACCAGACCGACGCCGCGCAACAGUCCCAGAAAUUUGUCGACGCGCGUUGGAUAAUAGCAGAGCGGGAUCUAGAGAUCCGCGAGAACAUAGGCAAGGGAGAGUUCGGCGACGUGAUGCUCGGCAUAUUGAACGGCAGCCAGAAGGUGGCCGUCAAGAUACUCAAGGAUAGAGAGGCCGCCAGCAAGUUCCGCGCAGAGGCCAGCGUUAUGGCAUCGCUGAAGCAUGACAACCUGGUCCGCCUCCUGGGGCUGGUGUUCGCGUCCAACGGCAGCACGUGCAUAGUGACGGAGCACUGCGCGCAGGGCUCGCUGCUGGACUACCUGCGCUCGCGUGGACGACACUACGUCACGCAGCUCAACCAGAUCAACUUCGCGUACGACACGUGCUGCGGCAUGGAGUACCUGGAGCGGCAGCGCGUGGUGCACCGCGACCUGGCGGCCCGCAACGUGCUGAUCUCGGCGGAGGGCGCGGCCAAGGUGGCCGACUUCGGGCUGGCGCGCGCCGACGCCGCGCCCGACGACGCGGCCGACGCCGCGCGCCUGCAGGCCAAGCUGCCCAUCAAGUGGACGGCGCCCGAGGCGCUCAAGUACAACAAAUUCUCUAAUAAGUCUGACAUGUGGAGUUUCGGUAUUCUUCUCUGGGAGAUCUAUUCGUUUGGAAGAGUGCCAUAUCCGCGAAUCCCGCUGGCUGAGGUGGUGCGGCACGUGGAGCGCGGCUACCGCAUGGAGGCGCCGGAGGGCUGCCCGGGCGGGCCGUACGAGGUGAUGCGCGCGGCGUGGCACGCCGACCCCGCGGCGCGGCCCAGCUUCGCCGCCACGCGCGCGCGCCUGGCCGCCAUGCGCGACGCCGCGCGCGCGCUGCCGCAGCCCGCGCCGCCGCACCCCUGAGGGUUAAACGUGGGUGUAGCGCGGAGCCACAUCAAAUAGUUCAGACUGUACAUCUUACGUAAUAGUGAAGUGCUGUGACGGUUGCGAUGUAUUCUAUAAACUAAUUCAAACUUAAAUCUAAGUACUAAAUUAUUUUGAUAUUUUAAAGACACCCCUCGCUUAAGAAAUAACUCUAUUUAAAUUAAGUAGCGUGUAAAAUUGGUGUGUUAGAGGGUACUCGUCUCCGAAGUUAGUUCAAUUUGUCCUGUGGGGCCUUUGUGACGAUGAUGUCGUGAGGCCCCGCGAUGUUAUCGAGGGCCUAAAGUUAUCGAAUUAUUCUUGCAUAUUAUAAAGAUUCCAGCCAAUGUGGCCGAGCGGCCGGAUGUCGGUACUAACGUACUGUCUAGUCAAAGUUCGUAAUAUUGUUUGUAUAUUAUUUCCACGUUAAUUAUAGCUUGAGGUGACUGAUAACGUGUACAGGUAUACAAUGCACUCGACAUGUUUAAUGGAUUUAGUGAAAAUAUGCAGGUUCUAUCUAUGUUUUUUUGCUAAUUAUAAACACUAUUAAUUAAUAAAUUGUUAACAUUAUUCCAAAUUAUUGAAAUCUAUGAUGAAGUGCACCUGAAAGAGUAAUUCAUUCCUUUAUGAUAUUAGCAUCGAAGUCUGAUGUAGUGUAAAAUCUUCAGUGCAUUUUUAGAUAAUCUGCUCUAAUUAAUGUUUAUUAAAUGUAUUGGUUUGCACUUUGUGUUAUAGGGUAAGAUGUGCUUAGUCGUUAGAAGGAACGAGUUGCAUUUGCAAACUUUGAGGUUGUGUGUUAUUGUAACUUAAAUAAUGCCUACGGGCCUCUAGCGAUCGCCUUGCGGUACCACGUACAUGAAGUAACCCUUGCGGUUAGUCUACAAUGCAGUGCACAUAUAAAAAGCGCAAAAUUACAGAAAGGUGACAUAAAACUAUUGCAAUAUAUACCAGAAUGACAAACAAAUCCACGAAUCUCAUGUAGAUGGUGUCAAAUUUUUAAGCUAGAAUCUAUAUUCCAGUUUGAAAAUUGCUGUAUAGUUUAUUGUGGUAGAUUUAAUGUUGUCUUAUAUGCUUGAAAUUAUACGCCUAAAGUAAAUAAAAUUUAAACUCGUCUAUACUAUUUAUAAUGUACAUAUUAAUGUGGUGAAAGUAUUAUUUUUGUGUCGUACGGCAAGCAUAGAAGGCGACAUUAUAUUUUUAAAUUGUCUGAUUCAAAGACUAAUCUUAUGAAGGGGAUGUCCGUUCAUUUAUUCUUAUGCAAUACUAGUUGUAAGUGUUAAAUUGUUUUUUACGAUUUAUUUAUGACCUAUUUGAAAAUUGGUUAGAAAUGUUCUACAGAACCGAUUCUAAAUGCGAGUCAUUAGUUUUCUACCAAAGCAUAUUUCGAAAGAAUAUGAACUUUUGUCGUGUUUCCAUGUAGUCUUCCUUUAAUUUGAUUGGCGACUUGAUGAUUGAGUUUGUUCUCGUAGAGACGAGGUCGCGGCGGCCACCGCCGCCAGCCACGCCUGCGCUUGUAACGAUUGAUUCAGUGUGUACGUGAUUAAACUAGAGAAUGAAAAUCUCAAUUUGUUUUUGUUGUCUGUACUAUUAUUUUAAAUUUAUCAUUGUAAAUACAUGUACUGUUAAGGAAUAAAAUGUAUAGUAACAGAAUAUAAAUACUACACACAACA